Messenger RNA from Xiphophorus hellerii (green swordtail), 3103 nucleotides. RefSeq names its product FKBP prolyl isomerase 6 (gene fkbp6). Gene Ontology annotation, cellular component: cytoplasm. The record is from RefSeq and is a predicted model, not a curated record. Gene Ontology annotation, biological process: spermatogenesis; piRNA processing. The transcript has 7 exons. The coding region runs from base 1890 to 2873 and encodes 327 amino acids. Gene Ontology annotation, molecular function: peptidyl-prolyl cis-trans isomerase activity; Hsp90 protein binding. NCBI's taxonomy places the organism in Eukaryota, Metazoa, Chordata, Actinopteri, Cyprinodontiformes, Poeciliidae.
UAGUGUGUUCUCUUGUCUUUCUCAUUUUGAAAAGUGGGCAAGAGAAAUGAUUCAUACAAUGAUUCAAUGGCUGCAUACUUUAUAGAACUUGUUUUAGGAUUACCACGAGUGGUAUGAGCACCAGAGGUGCUGUAUGCGCAGUGUGGUAUGCUAAUUUAAUUAUAAUAAACUGAUGCAGACAGACAAAAAUAAAUGUAUGUCCAAAUUCUAAACGUUUAGCUUAGUGCUUUACAAUGAUAAUUAACAUAGCUCAAAUCAUUAAGAUGGAAUUAGUCGUUGAAUUCAAAGUACUUACACUGCGUCUUUCUUACAGCCAAGUGUAAAACAAAAAUACUUUACAGGCAUAAAACCAUAAGAGACACACACAUUAAAAUGACUACACUAAGGAAGAACAAAUAGUUAUAAAAUUGGCGAUAAAACUGAAGAAUUAGACAGAUGUAAGUUUACUAAUCAUAAGAAAUUCAUCAUCCACAUAAGGUCCAACCAAUUGUUUCUCCAUCUAUGGGUCCAUUUUGCUUCAUUCCUUCUGUCCAGUCUUGGUUCCCCGCAGUUUCUGUAUUUAUUGCAUUUUGGGUCGUCAUGAUAUGUUGUAAACUUUUCAACAAGUUAAGGAAACAUAAUUUGGGGAGGGGGUAUUGUAAUUUAAUCUCAAUUUGUUAAAAUAGUAUUUUGAGUAUGCUGUUAACUUGAGACGCUGAGUGCAAAGUGACAACUUGAUAUAAAAAUAUUUCCAUAAACCCUGAAUCAUUAAGAUGAUUGGUCAGUAAACUGAGCAGGAAGUUGUUGAACCAGCCCUACUCGUGCAAGGAGUCAGCUGAACCAAUUAGCUUAAACCAGAAAAAAACAGAAGAAAACAUAUUACUCCUCUUUACAUCUCGAGUAACAUUUUUUAUACUGUCUGGACAACUCUGAAGACGGUUGUAGGAUUUUUUUUUUUUUUUUAUCAGACGCUAAAUGUCAGGAAACGGGUUAGUACCGAGCAUCGGGAGGCGGCUAACGAUGAGCACGCUGGUAAGUCAACAUGUUGGGCUAAUUAGCAUUUCUAAAAGAUCACAUAUAAACCAAUACACUAAAAUUAACGUAUAUCCCCUUGUGUUAACGUUACUACGUUAAGCUACGUGGUUGUAGAUAAAUUUCAAUGUAUGCGCUAUAUUUGCUAUAUAGCGCGGAUGAUUGCUAAACUUAACUUUGAUGCUAAUCUGUAACCUCUUUACAUGAGGAGACUAAAUCGGUUCCCAUAACAACUUCGAACUUAUUUACUAUUGUGGGAACCUUUGUAUUUAAGCAUUACAAUAAACUGGAGUCUCGCAUAUGGACCACUUCAAAUAAUAUUAAUUGUAUAUUUUUAAGCACAUUAUUUAACGCCCAAUUCCCAUUUAUUUUGGUUCUGGUUUUUUUAACAGCUGACUCUUAUUAAAUAUGACCCUAAUUGAACCAAUAGAGCUCAGAGACCUCAUGUUUAUAUGUGUUUAUUGGAAUCAUUAAAGGAAUUUGCUGAUAAUAGAUUUAGUUUAUCAUAAAAGUCAGAACAAUUACUGAAUAAAUUUUGAUGGCGCCUACCGCUUGAUGCAUGGCCUGUCUCAAUAAAGGUUUUAUUGCUUUGAGUCAGGCCCAGUUGGAUUUAGAACUGAAUAGGAAUCCAGGACCUAUAAAACGGCACAAAACAGUUUUUUGAAAAAACAAAACACUUUGUAAAACUUUCUUUUUUUUUUUUAAUUAAUAGUAAUGUGGAAGCUACGUUUGAAAUACUGGUUCUUGUACUGGACCAGAAGGAAUUUCUACCCUAACCUUUUAAUAAUCCAACACCUGUUAAUUUUAUUUUGAUAGUCCUAGCUAUCUAUCCUUCCGCCUCUAUUUUAUAGAGUCCUUUCGAUCAGCUCAGUCGGCGGAUGUAUGACAUCUUGGGCGAUGGAGGAAUCCUGAAGGAGGUGGUCCAGCCUGGAGAGGGCCCACCUGUGCCUCAAAACGCCUCAGUAAUAAGUAGCUACAAUGCAAAAAAACAAUCUAAAACCUUUAUAUGGGAUUCAUGCUCUAUUUCUCAGCUGGUGUUUAGCAUGUUGUAUCCUCUUCCAGUGUAUUACUCGGGUUACUUGGAGUAUUCUAAUCAACCUUUUGAAAGCACCUCACACCUCCAGUACCCUCCAAUGAUGAAGCUGGGAAGGGAUGUGACUCUAGCCGGACUGGAGCUGGGGCUGUUGACCAUGAAGAAAGGGGAGUUCUCUCGGUUCCUGCUCCAACCGCAGUACGCGUACGGAGAAAUGGGCUGUCCGCCCUUCAUCCCGGCUGCUGCUGCUAUUCUGUAUGAGGUUCACGUCCUGGACUACCUCGACUCGGGUCAAGUGGAUGAGUUUAUUGCAAUGAGCUCGGAGGAGCAGAGCAGCGUUCCUCUAUCCACACUUGUUGAAGUCAUCAACACACUUCGCAGCUUUGGCAACCGCUUCUUCAAUCAAAGCCGAUACGACCACGCCAAGGAUCGCUACAAACAGGCGAUAAUUCUCCUGAGAAAUUGGGACUCGCAAAAUGAGCCUGACAAGGAGAAGAUCCAGGUGGCUCUGCUUCCGCUCUACAUGAACCUUUCGCUCGCCGAGCUCCGACUGGAGAAUCCCCAAAAAGCCCUAAAGUAUGGCAAAAAGGCCUUGGAGAUCGACUCAGCCAACACAAAGGCCCUGUUCCGCUGUGGACAGGCUUACCACGAGCUGCAGGAGUUUGAGAGCGCUCAGGAUUGCCUCAUAGCGGCUCAGUCGAAGAAGCCGUUCGAUAGUGACAUCAACAACCUCCUGAAGAAAGUAGCGCUGGCUUAUAAAGAUGGUUUGGAUAAAGAAAAAGAUAUGUACUCCAAGAUGUUUAGGGAGCUGAGGAGCUCAGAGCAAUGAUUGUGGUGUGAAGAUUUAACAGCUUGCUUGUUGUUCAUGUCCCCCUCUUCCAGCUGUAUAAGUAGUUUUUGCUCACGUUGUUCAUUCAUUUCUUAAUGAGUAGGAUUGUUGCUUUUUGGUUGCUGUUCUUUGUAAUAUAUAUGCUCAUGUUUUCUUUCUUGCCAAAGUCAGACGUUUGCAUUACCUUGAAUCAUUCCUGAGGUUAAUUUAAAUAAAAUAAAAAAAAUGCA